AUGCCUUAUUCCAACAAUAAUACGCUAUGUAAUGAAGCGCAACCAGAGAGAGAAACAUUCCAUGCUUUCCCACGUCUUCCUACCGAAGUACAGGAUUUAAUAUGGCACUUCGCGCUCGAGGAGCAACCCUCUGCUCACUUCGUCACCCUCGAAAAGGUUGUUCUUGGCAAAUUCGGCCCGACUUCUAGUGUCCCAAAACGCUACCAGCGGCUUGUUCCCAUACUUGAAAUCCUCACUAGAGCGCCUCCGCCCGCAGAGUUAGCGACAGGUGAACAUGAGACCUCGACGAUGUCAUGCGCUCUAAAGCAGACAAGCUUGGCUGCUCGAAAAGCGGCAUUCCGACUACAGGAGUCUUGGGUGGCUGGUCAAACCCUCCAGCUCUACGGUGCAAACCGAACCGCACGGAGUGAUGCUCUUAAUCAGCUAAUAGCGGAUGAGGACAUACUAGGUGGAUUGUGGGAGAAGUGGCGAAAUGGAAAUUCAAUCGACCCAAAUUCACAUGGCGAGUACCCAGCAUCAUUUAUCGUUAACGUCCCUUCCUUGUUGGUAGACAGCACGCAGGACCUGAUCAUCGUGCGGUAUGGUUGGGCAGAUGUUGCUGGUGAAUUGCGCAUGGGUUCUGACUUUCGUCACUGGAGCCCAAAUCUGCCUAUACAAAAAGCCCCAUACAUUGCUCUGGAAUGGCCCGGUGGCUUUCAAGAGAGCAACUUCAACCUUGGCCCGUUCUUGUUCAUGCGCUUCCGGUACGAGGUACUAUAUGUUCUUGUCAACCCAGAUGACCUCAAAGCAAGUGUGUCACUCGAACCAACGACGCCGGAAACAGCAAGGGAACAACGCGAGAUUUUGGAAAAGCCGUUCGUGAGGCCUAUUGAAAACCAAAUCAGCACUAUUCCGGAGAAGUUUUGGUACGGGAAGCGGGAAUUCUUCGUGAUCAGCUGGGAAGACGUUGAGAAGAGGAUGAUUUCUCGCCCCUCUCGGGCUCUGCACGUAAUCAUCAAAGAAUUGCUUGAGCUUAGGAAUGAGGAGGACAUAUGCCCUGGUUGCGGGGACCCAGGGUGCGAACAUAGGCACGAGAACUUCCCUGUGGCAUGGAGAAUCAUGUCAUGGCGAGACGCAGAAUGA
This is a messenger RNA of Colletotrichum truncatum, 1122 nucleotides long. RefSeq lists its product as uncharacterized. Lineage: Eukaryota; Fungi; Ascomycota; Sordariomycetes; Glomerellales; Glomerellaceae. The record is from RefSeq and is a predicted model, not a curated record.